CUUCCAUACGUAAGUAGUAAACUGGCUACGUUGCGCUAAACUAAAGUCGGUUACCGCACACUUCUGUUUAUGAACUUUCAUGUGGUAAAAUUCGGCAAUUAUCGAUAUUUUCGUAGAUGGUUUGUCUUCAGUAACACUUACCGUUACGCAAUAUCAGUUUCUUAAAACAAUAAUGAAGUUAUACUCCUAAACGAAACUUUAAAUCCGAAGAAUAACACAGUCGCAACCGGGGUUUUUUACUUCCCUAGACCCAAGUUGGAGGAUGGCGGCGACGGAGUCGAGCUUAAGCCCGGUAUUGGAGUCGGUGGUGCCGGCGUGUAUGUUCGCACCGGACGCAGGCAACGCAGAAGAUCAGGCCGACGCUGAGAGCAGCGAAACCGGCGACGACAAGAACGGAGACGCCGGGGAUCAUCUGCACCUCAGCAGCAAGUUGGCACUGGUCAGCCCCACAGGCGAGCAGUAUGACUUUUUACUCAAACAGUUGCGGGACAGAAUGGAGGAAGGCUGUGGAGAGACCAUCUAUGUGGUUGGGAUGGGGACAGACGGUGGUGAUUACGGUCUGGAUGAGAGGGAUAUGGACGCGUCUGUCGCCACCGUGCAGUCGCUUUGCGAACAGGUUGAUGCUGAUCUGAUUCUGCUGAGAGAGAGAGCAGAGACGGCGGGACGCAUCCGCGAUUACCUCAUACGACGGCGGGUGGGAGAGGCCGACUUUCUGGAAGUCAGAGUGGCAGUUGUAGGCAACGUAGAUGCUGGUAAAAGCACGCUGCUUGGCGUCCUCACCCAUGGGGAACUCGACAAUGGUCGCGGAUUCGCCCGCCAAAAGCUCUUCCGCCACAAACACGAGAUGGAGAGCGGCCGCACCAGCAGCGUCGGCAAUGACAUACUGGGUUUCGACCAAGACGGGCAGGUGGUCAACAAACCAGACAGCCACGGGGGAAGCCUCGACUGGACAAAGAUCUGCGAGAGGUCGUCCAAAGUCAUCACCUUCAUCGACCUUGCAGGGCACGAGAAAUACCUGAAGACCACCGUGUUCGGCAUGACGGGACACUUGCCCGAUUUUUGCAUGUUAAUGGUGGGCAGUAACGCAGGAAUCGUUGGCAUGACCAAAGAGCACCUCGGUCUGGCACUGGCCCUCAACGUUCCCGUCUUCGUAGUCGUCACAAAAAUAGACAUGUGUCCCGCUAACAUUUUGCAAGAGACGCUGAAGUUAUUACAGAGGUUGCUGAAGUCUCCGGGAUGCAGAAAAAUUCCAGUUUUGGUGCAAAACAAAGAUGAUGUCAUCGUCACGGCCUCAAACUUUAGCUCGGAGAGGGUGUGUCCAAUUUUCCAAAUUUCGAACGUAACGGGUGAAAACAUGGACUUGUUGAAGAUGUUCUUGAACCUGCUGUCCUCCAGAUUGACAUUUAAGGACGACGAACCACCAGAGUUUCAGAUCGAUGACACAUAUUCAGUGCCGGGAGUCGGCACGGUAGUGUCAGGAACUACUUUACGCGGAUUAAUACGCCUUAAUGACACGCUGCUCCUCGGCCCUGAUCCUCUGGGUGUCUUUAUUCCAAUAACCGUCAAAUCCAUCCACCGCAAGCGCAUGGUUGUGAAAGAAGUCAGAGGCGGACAGACCGCAUCCUUUGCACUGAAGAAGAUCAAGCGGUCGUAUAUCAGGAAGGGAAUGGUGAUGGUGUCGCCCCGUCUGAACCCGCAGGCGUGCUGGGAGUUCGAGGCUGAGAUUUUGGUACUGCAUCACCCGACUACGAUAGCGCCGAGAUACCAGGCCAUGGUUCACUGUGGUAGCAUCAGACAAACCGCCACUAUUGUCGGCAUGAAUAAAACUUGUCUACGAACCGGGGACAAAGCCACUGUAAACUUUCGUUUCAUCAAGACGCCCGAGUACCUUCACAUGGACCACAGACUCGUCUUCAGAGAAGGGAGAACCAAAGCCGUGGGUACCAUCACUAAGCUGCUUCAAACCAAGCCUCAGGCCAAGAUGCAGUCUACCAAGAAAACCUCACCACAGGUUGAAGGAGUCAGCGAAGAAACCUCAAACGUGGAUACAAGCUCACCAACUGGACAACAGUUCAAAUCUGGUGGAAGUGGCAGGAGGCGAGGUGGUCAGCGACACAAAGGCAAAGCACCUCUAAGCAGCAGUCCUGGGAUGACAUCCGGAUUGGGAAGCAACUAAGCUGAACUUUAUUAUAAGUGAACACCAGAGGGCAGUAAAGACUUACUUUGUUAUUACCCACCACAAGUUCCUUUUUUCCAUUUCCCUUGCUUUUUUUUAACUACCAUAAAACUCAUAAACGAAGCCUGGACCGAGCCAUCUCUCGCUCACUAAUUACAAACGUUCAUCUCCGCUGACACAAUCGUGCCAAAAAUCCAGAUUGACAAGCUCCCUCGUUCCCUCGCGGUAAAGCCCAUCCACCCUCUUUUAUCGCCCUUUUUAAACCCAUACGCACUAGGAUCUUAACAUGCGGCAAUAAAUACCCUUAAACCCAAAUUUUGUGGCCAGCAUGUUUCCCAGAGGACCCAAUUAAGGAGCCCUCAAGUGAAUCUUUCAGCGAUUUUCCUAUUUUUCACUUAAUUUUCCUCCAAUUUAAUCUAGCAAAUGCUGAAGCAGAUGAAAGGCUGAGAAUCUGUUCUGCUUGUCAAUCUUUUAUGCCCCCUCAUCCUUUUCGGAUUUUAAUGAGCGCCGCUGUAGACGAGACGCAAGACAUGGCAGAAGAUGGGACCGGGCAUUCGUGGAGUGUCACAAAUUAGGUGGCAUUUGCGUUGCUUUUUCAUAGCUUAGCAUUAUUGCGUAUGUGUUUUUUUUUUUACUACAAAGCUUUUUUAAAGGAUACAUUUGGCCGAUUAAGCUGACAAUGCCAGUUAAAAUCCAGCACUUGCAUGUUGUCUAUCUUUUUAUUUUAAGUUGACCCACAUAAGUGACCCAAAGCGAGAAUACAGCCCAUUUUUUUGUAAAUUAUUAACCAGCACUAACAUUUAAAGGGACAGUACAGCCUAAAUUAAAAAUGCAUUGAGUUUAUCAAGCAUGAAAAAAGAUGUUUGGCAGGAUAUAUGAGUAUAUACAAGAAAGUGAAUGGUGACCAGGGAUGUUUAGGUCUCUCCAAAAAUGAAAAAAAAAGCCAAAUGAAACUAAACUAUACUGUAUUGCUUAUAAAUAUCAUUGGUGAUUUAAAUAUGCAUAUAUUCAAUGCAUAUAUUUAGUGGCUUACGAACAAUUACGAGAUGCAUAGUGGCAUUGACAUUAAACAACACAGUUUUGCUCUUCACCUCAUGCAAAACUUAAAAAGACUUAAUUUGGUGCAUGUUAUUACCGUAUGGGCACCUGUUGGGCCAUUUUUGGAGUUUGGGGGUUCUGGUCCCCUUUCACUUGUAUGGAAAAUAACUACAAACCACUGUGCUGAACAAAGAAAAAUCAUACAAAAUACAGGUUUGAAACAACAUAAGGGUCAAUCAUUCUGGGUGGAUUGUUCACAGAAGUUAGAUAAGCGUUUUGAUUGGAACCCAUUGUUCCCAGUCAUGUUGAAGAAAGAAGUUCACAUACAAUAUGGGGCCUGUGUGGAUGCCAAUAAUUUUUUUUGUAAAACUUAAAAAGAAAAUAAUAUUUGGAGAAGGAGGAGAUUAUUGGCGCUGUUGCGUUACGCAUUAAAAGUUUUUGCGGAAAUGUUACGUAGUUAUGCGCACUUUUUUGCGAAGUUGGUUUAAUCCGAAAACAGGCUUUGGUCUUGUGAUUAAAACAACAAUUAACGAGUUAUUGCUGUGAAAUGGAGAACUUUAGAUCCACAAUAAAAUAACAAACAACAAACGUAGAUUCCUGGAUGAAUUAAACAAUUUAGUUUGCUUUAAAAUUUUAAGACAGCUAAAAAAAUGACCACUCUACAACAUAAAUCGCUUUGCCUUACAGCUAUCUAGUUUACUUGGGUCAUGUAUGGUGUUAUUGAAGGCUUCAUUCAAGUUGGUUCUGGUUCAAGUUUAUGGGUUUGUUUUAGUUUUGUUGAGUUAAAAAUCAGUACAAAUCUGCCACACAGUGUGUGUUUUCUGUAAUUCAAGGAAGACAUUUUGGAAUUCAUUUUAGUUUUAUUAUUGGCAGCCACUGAGAUUUUUUUUCAAUGAUUGAAAAGUCAGAUUUUUGUUCCAUUUGUAAAUAAACAAUAAACAUAAAGGAUAAUAAAACUAGACACUUUUCUUUUUGGUUAGCGUUCAAAGCUUGGGAAGAUUCGAAAGUUUAUUUCAUUUUAGUGCAUGUUUAUUUGUUUUUCAGAACAAAACUGUGUGUACAUUAUGUACAAAAGAGUGUAAAUUGAAUUUGUGUUGUAAAUAAAGUUUUACAAAAACUCUUAGAAA
This is a messenger RNA of Paramisgurnus dabryanus, 4341 nucleotides long. RefSeq names its product GTP binding protein 1, like (gene gtpbp1l). The record is from RefSeq and is a predicted model, not a curated record. Gene Ontology annotation, molecular function: translation elongation factor activity; GTP binding; GTPase activity. Lineage: Eukaryota; Metazoa; Chordata; Actinopteri; Cypriniformes; Cobitidae. Gene Ontology annotation, biological process: translational elongation.